This is a messenger RNA of Nerophis ophidion (straightnose pipefish), 2108 nucleotides long. It is a transcript of the gene wipf3, whose product is annotated as WAS/WASL interacting protein family member 3. Lineage: Eukaryota; Metazoa; Chordata; Actinopteri; Syngnathiformes; Syngnathidae. Gene Ontology annotation, molecular function: actin binding. The record is from RefSeq and is a predicted model, not a curated record. The transcript is spliced from 8 exons. Bases 281 to 1543 code for a protein of 420 amino acids.
UCAGCCUAUGGUACACUGGAGUCGGUCUCUCACCAGACCAUUGUUGAGGAGCACAGUUGCAGCGUGGACGCAAAUAGGAAGGAAAUCAACAACUUGUUGGAAGUUUAUUUUGAAGGACUUCCCUGAAGCCUGUUGUUGACUGAGCGCCAGGACCUGGGGUUAAAAAUAAGAAUUUGGUCAUGGCCCCGCUAUGAGGUUCAGUCUCAAGCUGAGGUCUGGGAUCAAACCAGCAAGCAGGUGGGAGCUGACACUCCAGUAGGCAGUGCCGGAGGACGCCGACAUGGCCGCCCCCCCACCUCCGCCGCAACCACCCCCUCCUCCCAGUGCUCCACCUGUACAGGCUACAGCCGAGGCUCCCAAGUGCGACAAUGGCGGCAGGAACGCUCUGCUGGCUGACAUCCAGAAGGGAACCCGGCUGAGAAAAGUCAUGCAGGUCAAUGACCGAAGUUCUCCGGCCUUGGAAAAGCCCAAGGCGGCGAGUGCGGGUGUCUCCAACAACGUCGGGGCCUCUCAGGGUCCAUGUGCAGGUGGGGCCCCUCCGGCCCCGUCCCUCGGCGGGCUUUUUGCUGGCGGCUUCCCCACACUCAGGCCCAUAAAGAAACGUGACGUGGUGGCCAGGACCUCAGUGUACCGCUCCAGCUCAUCGGCCUCCCUCAAGCCUUUGUGGACCACGCCCACUUUUCCCGACCGUCCACCCGCCGCCUCCUCUUCCGCCCCGCCCUCGCCCACCCACGGCGCCAGGCACCUGGCCCCGCCUCCCGCUGCCUCUGCUCCUCCACCGCUGCCGCCGCCCUUCCAGGACCGCCCGACGAGCAAGCCUCCGCCUCUUCCCUCCUGCCCUCCUCCUCCGCCUCCCCCGUCCCACCUCACCAAGCCCACCUGGCUGCCCAUCCAGCAGCACCAACACUUCGCCCACUUGCAGCCGUCGACUCCGCCCCCGCCUCCACCGUACCACCCUCCAUCUCUACCGGGGGACCGCUCCUCUUGGUGCUCCUACCCUCCACCUCCCCCUAUAGUGUGCACCCACACGGCUCGGUUCCCCAUCCUGCGCGACUACAACCCGCUCGGAGCUCCGCCCCCUCCGCCACCGCUACCUGCUUCUUACACCCCCAGCUGUCUGCCCGCUCAGCCGCCGCCCCCGCCCAAGACCCCCGCUGUCCCGUCACCGGCACUGCGCUUCCCGCCGGCGUCGUACCCCUGCAACGCCCCGACCCGACGGCCGCCCGCCGUGCCGAGAAGCGCAGCAGCUGCCAGUCGCCUGGCUCCGCCCCCGGUCCCUCCAGCGCGCUCCUCGUCCACUGAGCUGUCUGCCCGCAUUCCUCCUCCUCCUCCUCCUCCUCCUCCUCCACCUCCGCCCCUACCCCCGUCAAGUGUCAGGAACGGACACCUGCACAGUCUGGAUGACUUUGAGUCCAAGUUCCAGUUCCACCCCGUAGAAGAUCUACCUCCUCCCGAUGAAUUCAAGCCUUUUCCUCGCAUCUACCCCAGCAAAGAAAACCCAGUUAACUCCGCCCCCCACGGGAUCAGGCCACACCUCAGAUGAGCCCACGCAAGUUCACAUUGCAAAGACAAUAGCAAGAUUCAGAGAGGAAUGUUUUCAAUUUGUGAGAGAGAGGACUCUCCCUACUCAGCCACUACAUCGCUGCCGUUUGCUUGUUGUAUCACUCUUAAAGUAAACCUGUUUGUGUGUAUAUAUAUAUAUAAAUACAUAUACACAUAUAAAUAUAUAUAUAUACAUUAUAUGUAUAUACGUGUGUAUAUAUGUUUAUAUAUAUGCAUGAUUAUAUGUAUAUAUACAUAAUGUAUACAUACAUAUAUAUAUAUGUGAACAUACAUAUAAGUAUAUAUGUACAUAUGAUAUAUAUGUAUAUAUAUACAUAUAUACUGUAUAUAUCUACAUAUAUACACAGAUAUAUGUAUAUAAAUAUGAUCAUAUGUAUAUAUACACAUAUACCGUAUAUAUGUAUAUAUAUACACAAAUAUAUAUAUAUAUACUUACAUGUCUUAUUUCUAACUCUGAAUAUGUUAAUAAACAUAUUGAUCUACUCAGAAUGUGUUUUAUUUUGGGCAAAAAAAUAAUAAUUAAUAGAGUAACUGUGAAUAAUAAA